UGGACGACCGCUCUUCAGAGAACACGUGCAUCAUCAGUGGCAGCCGGGAUCUCCAUCGACCUGUUCCUAACAUGACGUCGUUACCGAAGACCGUUGGGAACAGCAUAUCACGAGCGCUGUUCAUAACGAUUGCUUUUGCCCUGAGCCGAGCAGAGCUUCCCGAGCGCAGACCGGAUUUAUCGCCCCACCAAGAUGCUUGGAAGGCACUAACAGCGCCGGGAAGGUAUUACCUGUAUAUGAGGUCCUAUGAGGACGAGCCAUUUUACGGAUUGAACCGCAAGUGCGUCUUCAACGACCUAAUUUCUGUUAACGACAAGGAAAAGUACACAACAAACAUAUUUGGAAGUACGGAUCCAAAGGAUGGCUCAGUGAAGAAUGCAACUGCGUACGCAUGGGCACGUGCUACGGACGGCUAUGACACUCCAAACGUGAUUGAAUCAUCCACUUCUCUCGAAAGAGAUUUCGUCGUGCAGUACGCGGUGGCCUUUUCUGAAUACGAUAACUGCGACAUCCUGAGGAUCCCGCACCGCAGAAACGGCUGCGAACUCUGGGCGAAAGCAGGUGAAGUCGACAAGGUCAAGUCGAGCUGCUUCUUCCUGUUCCACUUGCUAUGUGGGCCCGAAAAGUACAUCGUCUACGACAAAGAUCUGUGCGAAAAAAAUGAACGGCUACAGUUACCUGAGUGCAGCUUACAUGACAAAAUGGACUAGUUAUGUAAAUUAUGCUAUUCCAGCACCAAUGCAAAAUAAGCCAGAUCAUUACGGUUUUGGAGACCCGAAUCAUGUAAGCUUUCUUUGUUUUCAUUGACACAUGCACUUGGCCGAUUUGCUUGAGCAUACUGGAAAGCGUAACGCGCUCAAUGAACUUGCGCUGUUUUUAUCCCAGUAAAUUAGUAUUCAACGCUCGGUAACCUUGGACAGCAUUUAUUAUUCUGUUCAUGCGUAUGACGCAUCCCGAGAUGUGUUUAUUGUUAUAGAAGUUAGGGCGGCCUUCCGGGAUCAUCCUCGUUAUUCCUAUUAACUGCCUAUUUUAAGCAGCAACCUUACUCACUGAGCUAGCAAAUCACAAUGGAAGGAACCAUAAAAAGUGUAUAAUAUGAAAAGCUGUAUAACACAUAGAACAGGCGCUCGUCCUUCUGAUUCAGAUGCUUUGACCCAUAGGUUCAUUUCAACAAAUUUGCAGUCAGGCCAACAUAUCUUCUCGGUACUUUCUCGAUGGCCGUUUCAUACUUCAACGAAGUUGUACGUCUACAUAAAAUCAUCGAACGUUAACGCUCACUCAAACACACCGCGCACGUUUCCUGGCGCUGCAUAGCGUCCCAUUCGCCCCUGAAAUUGUCUCUUUAGUCUACUGCAUCUCAUAGGCCUACUUACCUGAUGGUUGGUUCCCGUUCAAGAGUUUCUUCUCGUCAACCAUCACUGCCAGGAAGUAAUCCUGAGACCGGUGGACACGUGCAGCAAGUCUCCUCCAGCAGCAGUUUAACCACCUCAAGAAGUGCACUAAGAAUCGCUGCUGGUAUCUUAACUCUGCGAGUCAAACUGCUCAUGAUAUUUGCAUCUGUACAAUAACAUUCCAUGCAGCACAAGGAGUGCCUGAAAUCGCCACCUAAAGCGGCUGCGUGCAGCACACAAAUGAAAUUAAUUUGUCUCCUUACCAUCUCUAAGCCAUGUCACGUCUUUACCGUAUGGUGUAAUCCUAUAUCAGUGCUUGUGUUGCAAUGUAAAAGAAUCUUGUCGAAUAAAACCAAAGUGCAAGUGCUC
This is a messenger RNA of Dermacentor andersoni, 1760 nucleotides long. Its product is annotated as female-specific histamine-binding protein 2-like. Gene Ontology annotation, biological process: symbiont-mediated perturbation of host defenses. Gene Ontology annotation, molecular function: amine binding. Lineage: Eukaryota; Metazoa; Arthropoda; Arachnida; Ixodida; Ixodidae. The record is from RefSeq and is a predicted model, not a curated record.